AUGGAUAUGGAUCAGCGGGAUCUCGCCGCCGGAGGGGGUCUUGACCGACUACGUGUUUACGCAAGGAAUGGACGUGGGAGUCCAUCUGGACAUCCCCGCCGCCUACUGCGCAUAAUCCGCCCUCGCUUGGCACGUCCACGGCGCUUGGCGACUCAUCUCAUCAGAUCGCCAAUUUUGAUCAUCGACCAUCAAAAGGGGAGUGAUAGGCGUGAGGCAUUCCAAAUUCUGGCGGACAAGAGAAUGCCAAGCUUUGGCCCUUUCUUCGUACGGAGCGGAGGGUUUCAUUGA
Molecule: messenger RNA, 288 nt
Organism: Penicillium oxalicum
Lineage: Eukaryota; Fungi; Ascomycota; Eurotiomycetes; Eurotiales; Aspergillaceae
Exons: 1
Coding region: 1-288 (95 amino acids)
Source: RefSeq, a predicted model, not a curated record